AUUCUAACCUUGCUCCAUAACUUUAUACGCAAAUAUCACAAUAAGAAAUAAGAUGUCAAUAAAUAAGUUGUUCCAUUAAUUUUAGUGUUAAUUUAGAGUCAAUGUAAUGUAGAUAUGGAGGAUAAUGUUUUUAGAAUCAUUACAAGUGAUAAGAAUAAUCCUUACAGACUUUAUGUUAAUUUUCUGGAAGAUAGUUUAAGUUUAACUGUUCUACAAAAUUCAAGUGCAAAGAAAGCAAAUAUUGGUCCACAAGAUUUAGAAAAAUUAGCUGAAGAAAGUCAGAAAGAUUCUGAAAAGUACUACAUAGAAUUACAAAAGAAACUUCGUAGUGGUAAUGAAAAUAUAUUUAAAUUAGAAAAUGAUAUAUUUACAAUAAAUGAUAUAAAAGAUGAGAAAUUAGAUUUACAUGAAGAAUAUUUCAAGUGUCAACUGGCUGAUGUAGACUAUAUCAAUUGUGUGUUCAAUAUGCUGGACAAACUAAAUAAAGACAAAACUGAUAUGUUUAAGAAGUAUCAAACAAUUGAAAAGGAAAAAGAUGAAUUACUGAAAAUUAACACCGAAUACGAAUCGAAAUUCAAUGAUCUAUUAGAAAAGAAAAAAGAAGAUGAUGAUCGUCUUAUAAGUUCAUUUGUAAGCGCACUUAACGAGAAAAAACUGAGUAUACAGUACUACAAGGAACGUCUUAUUGCAUUAAAAAAUGGUCACUUAAACGAUGAUGUGAAGACCAACAAGACAAAAGCUAACAGUUCCCUUGUAGAUUCAGACACUGAACAGAGUACUAGUGAAAUUGCAAGGACUGUAAAAAAGAAAGUAAAAAUUGAUGAUCCAUGUACCUCCAAACAGACAAACUCUAAGGACACAACACGGUCCUGAAAACUGUAAUUUUGUACAUAACACACAGAAUUUUAUAAUUGAAUGAAUUGAAUUUUUUAACAUUUACAGUUGAAUAUUUUACAAUAUAUGGCAUUGUAGUUAUUAGAUGUUUUAAUUAAUUUUUUUAUAUUGUUAAAAGUGAAACUUGAAACUGUGAUUUUACUUUAUUAUUGUAGCAGUCUUUAUAAAUUGUUACUUGUGUGUCAAUGUUUCAUAAUAUUAAUUGUGAGAGUUGAUUUUAAUUAUAUAGAUUUGAAAUAUUGUAUAUUUGUAUGUGAAUUUUAUAUAUUAUAUUGGAUGUGAAAAAUUUUAUAAGAUUUGCUUUAUGAUUUUAAUAUACAUAUAUUCUUAAACCUCCAUUGUGUCCUGAAAUUAAAAAUCUUUCUUCCGUGUUGACGUAAGAUUUUUGUAAAUUUUACUAAAAUAAAAUAUAUAUUAUGUUC
Messenger RNA from Aethina tumida (small hive beetle), 1316 nucleotides. Its product is annotated as DNA repair protein xrcc4-like. NCBI's taxonomy places the organism in Eukaryota, Metazoa, Arthropoda, Insecta, Coleoptera, Nitidulidae. The record is from RefSeq and is a predicted model, not a curated record. The transcript is spliced from 4 exons. The coding region runs from base 115 to 873 and encodes 252 amino acids.